Messenger RNA from Cercocebus atys (sooty mangabey), 1363 nucleotides. It is a transcript of the gene BTF3L4, whose product is annotated as basic transcription factor 3-like 4. The record is from RefSeq and is a predicted model, not a curated record. Gene Ontology annotation, cellular component: nascent polypeptide-associated complex; cytosol. The transcript is spliced from 5 exons. Lineage: Eukaryota; Metazoa; Chordata; Mammalia; Primates; Cercopithecidae. The coding region runs from base 198 to 434 and encodes 78 amino acids.
GUUGGAGUUCAGAUGUGCGCUCCCGGGAUAGGCUGCCCCGGAGAGGGAGAGGCGGGGUCGGGUGUGUCACGUGGACCUGCUCCCGCCGCAGCUGCCGCCGCCGCCGUCGUCUUUCUCUGUCUCGGCUGAGGCAGCCAUCUUGCUGUUGCCGCGUGCUGGUGUUGGAGGACCCUCCCUGCUUCAGAUUUACCAACAGCAUGAAUCAAGAAAAGUUAGCCAAACUUCAGGCUCAGGUCCGGAUAGGGGGCAAGGGUACAGCUCGCAGAAAGAAGAAGGUGGUACACAGAACAGCCACAGCUGAUGACAAAAAGCUUCAGAGUUCUCUAAAAAAACUGGCUGUGAAUAAUAUAGCUGGUAUUGAAGAGUCUUGGACAGUAAAGCACCAAAACCAGAAGACAUUGAUGAGGAGGAUGAUGAUGUUCCAGAUCUUGUAGAAAAUUUUGAUGAGGCAUCAAAGAAUGAAGCUAACUAAAAGUUUGGUUUUUGGAAGCUGGCAUGGACUAGAUUUAACAAAUCAGCUAUGUGGUUCCAAAGUUUUACAGACACAGAGAACAUCACCUGUUACUAGUUCAGUAAUAUAAAUAUUUUGUAUAUUAAUAAUGCUGUUUGUUCAGCAUUUUUCGGUCAUUUGAUUUUGCAUUUUGCACUUCCUCCCAGGAUAUUUUUUUGGUCAAAAUAUGAAGUAUUGGUGCAGUUUGAGGGUGUUUUGUUUUUUUGAUUCCUGGUUUUUUUGUUUUUUGUUUGGGGUAUUUUUGGUGUAUGUAUGUUUAUGUGUGUGUGUGGGUAUGUGUGUAUACAGUGGAGAGCAAAUUGGAAAACAGUUCUAUUUAUCCUCCUCCCUCCCCAGUAGAAAUAAAAAAAAAAUCUUUACAUUUGUUACUUUUCUUUUCCCCCAUAAGGCACAGAAUUAAUGGAAAUUGAGUGUCUUGGAUUUCAGAUCUGAAGAGAUUUUUACCAUUAGUGAUUUGAUUUUAAUUUGCUUGGUUAACUAUCAUAUUUUUCAUAUACUUCUCUGGGUUUAAAAUGUCUUGGAGGUAUUUUGCCACUGGCUUCAUGCUGGAGUAAUGGGUAACAUAUCUUUGGUAUGGUUACCUUAGAUUCACUUACCUAGUCAGACCCAGAAGAACUUCUCUUACUAGCUUGCUUCCUAAAUGCCUUUUUCCCUCUCCUUUUGGUCUCCAAAUGGCCUGGUCAGCUUUUGGUAAUAUUCUUCCUCAUCUUCCACCUAGCUUGAGAAGGAUGUUCUCCAUAUAGAGUUAAGCGAGUGCCUAAUCCCUCCUUUUGUAAGAUUUUGUUCCCUCAUCUUGAGGAACAACAACUUCAUCUUCAACUUUUUAUUUCCCCCCAAUUUUACAGUUCGGUA